UUUUUAAAAAGUUUCAAAAUACAGAUCACACCAUAUGGUUUAUGUCAUUAUCACUUUUCAAAACCUCAAGAUCAAAUUUUUCGACGGCAAAUAAGUGAUUGUAAAAUGGAUGGCAUUCGCAAUUUCACGGCAAUCGAUGACCUCACGCGUUUUCACUAUCAACAAAAUAUUGAAUACAUACAAAAUACAAGAAUUAGAGCGGAUAUUAUCAAGAUUAUGGCUGAAGAAAAACUGUCUUUUACAAGUUCAUUGAUUCAAGAUUGGAGUCUCAUUAUGGAAACACAGUAA
This is a messenger RNA of Thelazia callipaeda (thelaziosis nematode), 288 nucleotides long. The record is from the annotation of a GenBank genome assembly. Lineage: Eukaryota; Metazoa; Nematoda; Chromadorea; Rhabditida; Thelaziidae.